GAUAGUUAUAAACAUGAUGUGAAAAUGUAAAUCAUUAGUACUAAAGAUGUUGUAAAUCAAUGAAAUUGUUAUUCAAACUAUUAAUGACUAUGUUACAUAACUUUAAUGAUUCAUUCAUAGGCGUUGAUGACGAAACUAUAAAACAGUAACAAUUGAUCCAAAAUUGUUAAUAAUGUAAUUGUAAGGAAUUGAUAAGUAUAUUGAAGUCAUUAAUAAUGAUGAGGUAUAAUAAUAACGAUUCAUUUCAUAAAUGUUGAUAUCGUCAUUGCAAAAUGUUAAUAUUAUAUUGCAAGUUGCCACGAAGUGAGAGAGAUCAUAUAAUUUUAAUUUUCAUUUUUCAUUUUAAAAAAUAAAAAAUAUUAAUUUCGAAUUUAUUAAAUAUUAAAUAAUAAUAUUUGAUUAAAUUAAUCACGAAUUUUCUUUUAAUUGUAGUGAAGAGAGAGGGUUAUGGAGAAGAUCAAGGGGGAGAGAGAAAGAGAAUCAUUAGUGAGUAAUAUUAAUUAUAUUUCAUAAUAUCUUAUUUAUUCCAACUAACUAUUAAUUCCUAACCCCUCAUUAACUACCUAAUCUAGUAUCAGCCAAUAAAAAUGGUUUAAGAACCUCCUUAAACAAUGAGGCUUAAGGACCGUAUCCAACCCGUAUCAAUGACCACCUUGGUGUCGCCUUGCCUUCGUAAACCCAUUCUCCAGACACUAGAGAAUUGCCUCUCGGAGAAUGAGGAGCUCGACUACCAUAGGAUCAUCAAUAUCAGCAAACUGCACCCCUUUCGCCAAAAGGACCAUCCCCUCAUGGUUCUUGACAAUUAUGCCAUCUGUCGAAUGAGACCCAUGCUUGGUAUCCCCAUCCCACAUACAGAUCACUGGACUAGGAUUGCCACCACCAAGAUAACUCACUUGUGGGACGGACGAUCUGACCACACGGCCAACUGGCAAGCUAAUCCACUCCGGACACUGCUUGUGGAAUUGUUCAUUAACACUGGGAUCCCAAAUUAUUUUCCCUUAAAGACAACCUAGUUACGAGACUGCAAGAUCCGCCAAAGGACCGCAACAACUUCCAUGAAGACUUAAGGUUGCUGAAUAAUAUCCAUCAAUUUCUUCAGGAAGAGCGGGAAAGUGUGACGGGCAAUCCAGAAACAAAUGUUAUAUUGUCUCAUAAUCUGCCCAAUAAACCGAGCACCUAGGCUGAACCGGAACAUCCUUCUCAACGAGCCAUAAAAACAUCUUUAAUUUGGGUGGAAUGUGGGCUUCCCACAUGCCAAUCCUGCUCGACUUGUCCAUCCAACUAGCUGUGGACCGCCAUUGACCAACCUGCUUAUCUAACAAGACUGCGAGGUGAUAGGCCGACUUGACAGUGAAAAUCCCAUCGCACGUGUUAUGCUAGAUCAAACUAUCCUCAACAUCCUGUUGUGGAAGAGGGAUAGUCUUGAUGGCACGAGACGUGGCUAGGUCAAACCACUGGCCGAGUUUGAUAUCACACCACCUGUCCUCCCCUUGGCAAAUCACCUUUGGGUCUCCAUCUGGCAACACCUGAGGAUUAUACAAAGGAGUAUGGGGGUGUAGCCGAAGGAUCCAAUUUGAGGAAAGCAUUGAGGCUGUUCACCCGUUACCUAUCUGCCAUCUGAGAAUCUGCACUAACGGUCUACUAUAAAGGAUGCUCUGCCAUCUCCAAGAUGGGCGAGAUCGCACAAUAGCAGUGAGGAAAGUCCCAGUCGGAAAGUAUUUCCCCUAGUACACUUGGGGAAAGUAUUCACUAAAUAACUUGAGUGGUUUUAAAUGUCAAAAUUAAACUAAAUUUUGCAUACACCAUAAUUAAAAAUUGCCCUUUUUUAUGAUUGAAGUGGAGGUAAGAAUGUGUUCAAAGGGAGGAGACUUUUUAACCAAAACCUGCGACAAUCUGUAUGGGCCAGCCUCCAAGAGUCUAACACAUCGACAACAUCACCUACAAUCUAAUUCAAAAAUAAAAUAAAAUCUUAUCACGUGAAUGAGAGUAUGAUUUAGUAGUAUCGUUGUUGUUUUUCAAUGUCAAGGUUUCAGGUUCAAAUCGUAAGUUAGACUUUCCCUUCUUGAACAAAUAUAUGACUUCAUCCUCUUGCUUGAUCGGUAUGAACGACUUAAGGGAUCGUUUGCUUCAUAAAUUUAAAAAAUAUGAGUUUUGAUAAAUUCUAGGUUUUGGAAAACCUUAAAUUUAUGAUGGAUUUAUUUUCAUUAUGGAUUUGGGAGAGUCUUACUUGUAUUUAUGGCCAUGCUCCAAAUUUUGCGUUUUGAUAUGAGACUUGUAAGUUCAUCUGGCCACGAAUUUAGACAUUUAAAGACAGUAGGCCCCACUUAUUUGAUUACAAGCAAACUUCAGGAAAACAACUGUUGUGUGCAAAGUACACGAUGAAUUGGAUUUGAUAUCAAAAUCUACAAAGCAAAUGACCCCUCGAUAGUGAUGAAGCUAUCAUAGAUUUUGAUGGGAGUGGUGCCUACCAAUCAAGUUACAACAGAUUUUGAUCACAUACACAAGAAAUUAUUGAAUUGAAAUAACUCGUAUUUGAAUACAAUAACUUCGCAUUA
This is a messenger RNA of Linum trigynum, 2555 nucleotides long. The record is from the annotation of a GenBank genome assembly. Lineage: Eukaryota; Viridiplantae; Streptophyta; Magnoliopsida; Malpighiales; Linaceae.